AUGGCUCCCAAAAAGAAGGAGGUCCAGAAGUUUUCCCUCGGGGAAUUCAUGACGGACUCUGCUUUUGGUGGAGGAUCGUGGGCCGAUGAAGUCGAGGACACAUAUGGAACCCAACCUCUUCCCCCAUCCGACCGACGUGGAAACAGUGGCUACGGUGGUAGCGGCGGCGGCGGCUAUGGCUCAUCCGACAGAAUGCCGUAUGCCCCCAGGGAGCGCGACUCCUUCCCGCAGCGGAUUCCCGACAAGCCGCCCUACACUGCACACUUGGGCAAUCUCUCAUAUGACGCCACCAACGAGACCGUGACGGAUUUCUUUGCCUCGUGUGAAGUCGUCAGCGUCCGCAUCGUGGAGGACCGCGAGCAGCAGAGGCCCAAGGGCUUUGGAUACGCCGAGUUCGCCACCGCAGAAGGGCUCCAGAAGGCUUUGAACUUUGACGGCGACUCGUUCCAAGGCCGUGUGAUUCGUGUUCGCAUUGCCGAUCCUCCCAAGAACAGCGAGGGCCGUAGUGAGGCCAGGGAGCUGGACUGGUCGCAGCCACGCAAGGGACCCUUGGCAGACAUGCCCCGCAACGACCGUCGUGGGCCGAACGAAUUCGGAGAACGCCGCGAAUUCAACAAUGAACGCCGAGAGUUCAAUGACCGCCGAGGACCUCGGGAGUUGGUUGAUGACGGCAAGGUCCGUGACUUCAGUGACUGGUCCCGCAAGGGUCCAUUGUCCCCCCGUCCGGAUACUAUCCGUCAAAACUCGUCGCGAGAGGGCAGCAGGCCUCCCUUUGAGGGCGGAGACUCGUCCAACCGUGAGGACCGCAGACAUUCCCCUGCUACGUGGGGCGAAGGUCGCCAGGAUGGUUCUCGCCCACCUCGUCGCGAGUUUGCCGACCGCCCCGCUCCUGAGAGGGUUCCCACCGCUGCCGAGAAGGAUAUGCAGUGGAGAAGCAGCAUGCGCCCCGAUCAGCCCACAAAGUCCCCCGCCCAGUCACGCAGUGGCAGCGAGGCUCCUCCUUCGCCAGCGCCUGCUGCCGCUGCACCUGCACCCGCUGGUCGCCCUAAGCUUAACCUUAUCAAGCGAACGAUUUCCGAGGCACCCGACGUCACUUCUCCUGCUUUGACAGCCAGCGACUCUAAGGCCAGUCCUUUUGGUGCCGCUCGUCCCAUCGACACCGCUGCCAAGGAGCGGGAAAUCGAGGAGAAGCGCCUUGCAGCGCUACAAGAGAAGAAAGAGGCCGAGGAGAAGGCUAAAGAAGAGCGUCGUCUUGCCAAGGAGGCUGCUGAUAAGAAGGCGGAGGAAGAUGCGAAGGCCGCCCAGCAAAACGGCGGUUCAGAGAAGGCUGAAGAAGCACCAGAGGCAAAGGAGGCAAAGCCAGAGCAGCCAGCUGAAGGUGCUGCUCCCACAGAGCAAAAGAUCCCUGUGCGGACACGUGAGCAGGCUCCUGUUCCCAAAUCUAGGGCUACCGAGAGCGGUAACUGGAGGUCGGCAUCAAGCGAGCAAAGGGGCGGAAGGGGUGCACCGAGUGGUCCCCGCCGAGGAGGCGGUGGUCCUCGGGGUGGCCGGAACGAUGGGCCGAGGCCGCCGCGUGCCAACGGAGGACAACAGUCGCAGCCUGGAACUCCUGUCACUGCAGGGCCAGACUCUACCCCUGAUGAGGACGGCUGGACGACCGUGAAAAAGGCCAAGGGCAGUGGUCGUCCUAUUGCAUCCUAG
Molecule: messenger RNA, 1701 nt
Organism: Pyricularia pennisetigena
Lineage: Eukaryota; Fungi; Ascomycota; Sordariomycetes; Magnaporthales; Pyriculariaceae
Exons: 6
Coding region: 1-1701 (566 amino acids)
Molecular function (GO): RNA binding
Source: RefSeq, a predicted model, not a curated record